Messenger RNA from Eurypyga helias (sunbittern), 2627 nucleotides. It is a transcript of the gene MKRN1, whose product is annotated as makorin ring finger protein 1. The record is from RefSeq and is a predicted model, not a curated record. NCBI's taxonomy places the organism in Eukaryota, Metazoa, Chordata, Aves, Eurypygiformes, Eurypygidae. The coding region runs from base 7 to 1236 and encodes 409 amino acids. Gene Ontology annotation, biological process: protein polyubiquitination. The transcript is spliced from 7 exons. Gene Ontology annotation, molecular function: ubiquitin protein ligase activity; metal ion binding.
UAUUUCAUGCAUGGAGUUUGCAAGGAAGGAGACAACUGUCGCUACUCCCAUGACCUCUCCACUAGCCAGUCUGCCAUGGUGUGCAGGUAUUACCAGCGAGGAUGCUGUGCUUAUGGAGAUCAUUGCAGAUACGAACAUACCAAGCCACUGAAACAGGAAGACUUGACUGAUGUGAAUCCAGAUGCAGAAAUGUAUCCCUCAGUAUCCUCAGACUUCGUAUCACUCCCUGAAACAGUUGAAGAAAUUCUUGCUGAGAUAGAAGAUGAAACUGCAGAUCUGGCAGCAGCAGGAGUUGGUGCUGAAGACUGGGUGAAUGCUGUGGAGUUUGUCCCUGGGCAGCCGUACUGUGGACGUGCUGCCCCUUCCUGUGCUGAAGCACCCUUGCAGGAAAUGGUGAUUGAGGAAGAAUACGACAAGCAGCAAGCAGACGUGGAGAUGAAGAAGGAGCUGUGCCCCUACGCUGCAGUAGGAGAAUGUCGUUACGGAGAAAACUGCGUGUAUAUCCAUGGGGAUGUGUGUGAUAUGUGUGGACUGCAGGUCCUGCAUCCAAUUGAUGCUGCGCAGAGAUCCGAGCACAUAAAGUCGUGCAUUGAAGCUCACGAGAAGGACAUGGAGCUUUCAUUUGCCGUCCAGCGUAGUAAAGACAUGGUGUGCGGGAUAUGCAUGGAGGUGGUGUAUGAGAAAGCUAAUCCUAGUGAGCGCCGCUUUGGGAUCCUCUCCAACUGCAACCACACUUACUGUCUCAAGUGCAUCCGCAAGUGGAGGAGUGCUAAACAGUUUGAGAGCAAGAUUAUAAAGUCCUGCCCAGAAUGUCGGAUCACAUCUAACUUUGUCAUUCCAAGUGAGUACUGGGUGGAGGAGAAGGAAGAGAAGCAGAAACUCAUUCAGAAAUACAAGGAGGCGAUGAGCAACAAGCCAUGCAGGUAUUUUGACGAAGGCCGUGGGAGCUGUCCUUUUGGAGGAAACUGUUUUUACAAGCAUGCAUAUCCUGAUGGCCGUCGAGAGGAGCCACAGAGGCCCAAAGCCCAGCGGAGAAAUCGGUUCUGGGAGUUCAUCGAGGAGCGAGAGAAUGGGGAUCCGUUUGAGACCGACGAGGAUGAGGUGGUUACCUUUGAGCUUGGUGAGAUGUUGCUGAUGCUGUUGGCAGCAGGAGGUGACGAUGAGCUAACGGAUUCCGAGGAUGAGUGGGACUUGUUUCAUGAUGAGCUGGAAGAUUAUUAUGACUUGGAUCUAUAGCACCUGUCAGUGGAGUGUGGACUGUUGUCUUGGCUUCAGGCAGUAGCUAUUACCUGUGGUGUUGUGGCAGUGCCUGUGUUUCUCCUAGGCAGGCCGAUCAAUUCCAGGUGCUGUUGUAAUAACUUUUACCCAGGGUCUGUCUCCUCCCAACCCCUCCCACCCCAGGAGUGUUGUUUUUCCUCUGUUUAAACAAAAUAACAAGAAAUAAAUCUUAAAAAUGUUAGUUUUUGUAAAAAUAAAUUUAACUGUCAAACAGUUAGCUUAGGUUUGUUGCUUCAUCUGUGUACCCAACAGAGUUCACCCAGUUCCAGGGUUAAAGUGUUUACAGGACUUCCACACUCAUUUUGAAGAGCCCAGAUACAAAAAUGAGCAGUGGCCAUGCAGUGGGGAUGUAAAUUGGCUGAUGGCCUUUUCUCUGUCUUUGUACCAAUAUUUCUGACUUCAGGCCAGAUCCAAAUACUCUCGUUCUGGCAUCAGCUCCGUUCCAGCCCCCUCAUGUACACACCUUCAUUUGUGAUUUUGGUCUCUUGUUUACUUGCACAUUACUAUUACUACUGUGUAACCAGAACCAGGUGUGAACGUUCUGGGUUUUUACUGUGUUUAGCAUGAAAGGAAGAUGUCUUUGUGAAAGGAGAACUCUCUAUGUGUAUAUACAGAUAAAUGUAGAGUUGGACCUCGAGGAUGGGGAGGCUCUGUGUAAGUUUAAAAAAAAAAAAAAAAGAAAAAAAGGAAAUAAUAACAAACCCACCUUUCAUCCCCUCUUGGUGCAUGAAGUGUAGCUUCCAGCUGGACAUGAAACUGGUUCCGUGGUCUCAGCCCGGUCUGUGGCAAUGAUCUUGAGCUAUCGCUUAGCUGAACAGACAGCACUCCCUAGGACACCGGCUCUCCCUCGUGCGUUGGCUAGGGUUGUCCAGCAGCGGGAAUCCGGCUGGCCGAGGUGGGUCGGAGGAACGCUAGAGAGGCCCCUUUAGCUUCGUUGCUCUGUAAGUUUUAGAACUUGGUGUAACCACGUAAGCCGUGAGCUUGGCUGGGAAGCGGCUGCCCCUCUCGGCUGGUUGGAGGCGCGCGUGCCUCGGCACCGGAGUUGGGCAGGUUGCCUGGUAAAGCUGGUCAGCUUACGGGAGUUACCGCUUACAAAGGCAGGCGUGCAGUUUUGGGCUCUAAUUUGCAUUCAGAAAUUACUUUGCCACCAAAGCCCUGGCACAGGAAUUUUAACCUUGCGUUACAUUUAUUGCUGGUUUUUAUUGACUCGUGGAUGCCCCGUGAUCUGUUCUCCUGCUGCUCUCUUCCCCUAGACUGCCUCUCCUUUCACUUUUAAAUGGAAUGAGAAAUUGUUCUGAGGUCUAUAACGUAUUGUUUUGCAGCUGCCUUUUGUAAGAAGCACUUUUCCC